GGGAAUACAUUGGAAUAAUAUUCUGCUUUCUCCUGCAAUAAAAUCAUCUGUAGAGGAGGGGAGCUGAGAAGUCUUGAAAUCGUGUGUUACACAAUGCCAGCAAAUGCUUAAAAAUCAGGCUUAUGAUUGGUGCUUCUGAACAAAAUUUGAGGAGAAAGGAGGAAAUAAUCUGUAAUGCGAAGGAACAAUUCAUUUAUCAACGGAACACAGGCUGUGUUGUGUGUGGUAGUAGAGCGUUUGGCUGUAAUGUUACCUUAACAGUGUGACUGUUGUCUAGGAGCGCUGACCAAGUAAGAGGGUGUAGCCCUUGCUCUGACACUUUUUAUGUACAUUACUGCUUUAUUUGGACAGACUCCACUAGAGAAGCAGGUGUGUGAUUUAUCUGGGCUCCACACAGACUGCAGCCUCUCUGGUUCACAUGCUGCACACACUCGGGCUGCCGCGCUUGGGACAUCAGCUGUGGAGAUCCUCGAAUUAAACCUGGUUCGGCUGGUGGUCUAUCGCUUCUUCUCCAUCAAGAAUUAAACUGAAUUUUCCAGUAAAAAGAAGCAGCUCCGCUUAUCAUCAUGAAUACAGACAGCGGUGGGUGUGCUCGUAAACGUGCUGCUACAUCAGUUAAAUUAGCCUCUGUGAAGAGAGUGCAGAGUUCGCCCAACUUGUUGCUGGUUGCAGGCAAUGAAGCACAGGCAUCAGAUUCAGAUGUCUGGAGAUCUUAUAACAUUAAUGAUGGCUUCAGAAGCACAGUAAAUGGUGAAACAUACAGUUCGUCACUGGCGGCAAAAGGUUUCCGCAGUGUCAGACCAAACCUUUCGUUUCCCGAGAGGAAGACACCUCCACAUCAGAUGACAGUCAAUGGGAAUUCUGCUGCUGACAGAAGCAGUCCUAUGAGUUAUUUGCAAAGACCUUUCUCCCCGUCAUCAGCCUACACUUCAUUAUCUUCAGUAAAUCCAAACAUUGGUGUAAUGCAGCACAGCAGAACAAUGGAAAACCUAAGUAUAUCUCAGCAAAGCAAGUCUCCUGGUGCAGAUAUAAUGAGCAUAGAGCCAGUUUAUAGAACAUCAGAAGAGGAAAAGAAAGUAACUGUAAUUAAGGCACCACAUUAUGCAGGAAUUGGCCCAGUUGAUGAAUCUGGAAUACCUAUAGCCAUAAGAACGACAGUGGACCGACCCAAAGAUUGGUACAAGACAAUGUUCAAGCAAAUACAUAUGGUGCACAAGCCAGAUGAUGAUACAGAUGCAUUCAAUGCCACACAUGCAUAUGUUUAUCCUGAUCAUUACAGCUCAUUCACCUCUGUUCAGGCGCAUCCUCCUCCCAAGACACAUACUUACAGACCUUUAACAAAGAGCAUCUCAGACAAUGGUGUCGAAUUCUACAAGGAGUCUGCUCCUUUACCGCCACCUCCACCUGUUCCCCCACCUUCACAACCAAGAUUUCGAGAAGCAGGUUUCGCUGAAAAGAAUGACUGGGAUCCUCCUGAUAGGAAAGUUGAUACACGCAAAUACCGUGCUGAGCCUAGAAGCAUUUUUGAAUAUGAGCCUGGAAAGUCAUCUAUCCUGGAGCAUGAGCGGCCGAGUGGGCGAAUAAACCCAGAUGAAAUAGAUUUAGAAAACGAGCCUUGGUAUAAAUUCUUUUCAGAGCUGGAGUUUGGAUGCCCGCCUCCUAAAAAGCUCUUGGAUUAUCUGCCAGAAAGUUCUCCCCAUAUUUCGCCUGAAAGCAUGAAGACUUCGUUUUACAAUCCAGCAUUAGAAAGGACAUUGGACAGACCAAACAGUGGCACAAAUUCCGCAAGCGACUACAGAAAGAGACGGAAGUCUGAGCCUUCAGUAAACCAUCAAAGAGCACAGAGUGAUCACGCUACGCAGAAGAACAGCAUUGAUCUCCAUGGAAUACCCAGGAGGUCUUUAAUCAAUUCUUCACCAUCUUCACCAUCAAGAGUUAAAGGUGGGGAUAUUAGCAGACAAUGCCCACUUAGCUAUGUACUGCAAAACCAGAAUUCCUCUCCUGAGUUAGGUUAUAGCAGUCGCCUUAGCCAGCCUUUGGUUGUAAUUACACCAAGCCCAAAAAGGUCUGUUCUAUUCAAGAAUGGCUGGCAGUUGAAUCGACAAAAUGCAGAAGCUUGGAGCAGCACAGAGGAGCGGACCUCACCGAAACUGAAGUCCCGCAGCUACGAUGAUCUACUACAGAGUGACUACGAAGAGGUUCAGGAGGAGCAGGUAAAGUCUGAGAGCAUGGUGUCAUUACUCUGUGAAGAGCAGGCUAAGGGUGAAUACUCUAGAGGCUGGCUGUCGCCGCACGGGACCGUGAGCACAAAGCCCCACAGGCCGCGGAUUCGCUGCAAAUCAGCUCGUGGUGGCAAAGGCUUCCUGAAGCUCUACAAGAAAAUGCACCACAUAAAUCGCAAGGAGUUGAUAAACCCAGACGUCAUCUGCACCGUGAAGUCCAGGGUGUUACAGUACGAACAAGAACAGCACAGGGGCAUCUUUUCAGAAUGGAAGGAGCUUUCCAGUGAGGUACCAAGAGACAUGGUGCCGACCCGAAUCUCUGAAUUCGAGAAAAUUAUUAAGUCAAAAUCUAUGCCCAACCUGGACAAAGCAAUUUUAUCGGAAGCCUCCUAUUUAGCUUCCAAUAAGAGGAUCUUCCCAAGGCGGCGGUUAUCCAUUGAAUCUUUACUGGAUGAGGAAAAUCAAGGCAGGAAACUGUCUACUAUGCAGCAACAAUAUUGCAUGUCCAAAGCUAUGAUGCCAAUUCAUAUCAAAAUAACAAAUGAAAAUCAGUCAAAACUGGCUUCACGGUUUGAGAGUGCUGAGAUAGACAGUGACCAUGAGGCUGUGGUGUCUGACCUCAGUGAUUACAUGCCGAUUGAAGGCUCCUCAUUCUGCAGCGAGAGUGAUUUUGAUCAUUAUUCCUUCACAUCUUCAGAAAGCAUUUACGGUUCUGGUCACCAUCUCCACCAUCACAAGCACCUUCUCAGCUCCUGCAAGGGCAGGUGUCCAGCCUCGUACACCAGGUUCACCACCAUGCUGAAACAUGAAAGGGCAAAUCAAGACAAGAAACCGACUUCAAAGAAACCCGAAGCUGACUCCAACCUGUCAAAGCUUGCCUUCCUGGUCAGUCCGGUGCCUUUCAGAAGGAAAAAGGCUCUGCCAGCCCAAAAAAAACCUGAAAAGCCAAAAUCUAAAUCAGUGUACGAAGCCCUGGAUUCUGCUUUAAAAGAUAUCUAUGAUCACAUCAAAGCAGAGAAAAGGCGUGGGAGUUUACCUGAUAACAGCAUAUUACACAGACUUAUAAAUGAACUGCUUCCAGAUAUCCCUGAACGGAAUUCAUCCCUCAAAGUCCUAAGGAAGAAAGUUAGUCCACAGCCAUCACUGCAGCAAGAAGUGGAGGUUACGGUUCCUUUAUACCAGUGUGACUAUGGAAAAAAUCAAUUUAGUUCCUCUUAUCAGGACAUGGACACCAACAACAACCCAGAGAAUGAUUGUACCUACUACCAAGAUCAGGAACCCCACAGGACUGCCUCUGAAAUGGGCCGAACAACACUGAAAGAUCGCAGGGGACCGAUGAUUGAACCCCAUAGGAAAACAGAAGAAAAGGAGCGACAGCCUGCUAAAGCGAUUUAUGAUUUCAAGGCUCAAACAGCAAAAGAAUUACCAUUCAAGAAAGGGAGUAUUGUCUACAUUAUUAGACAAAUAGAUCAGAAUUGGUUCGAAGGUGAACAACAUGGAACAGUUGGCAUAUUUCCCAUUUCAUAUGUUGAGAAGCUGCCUCUGACAGAAAAGGCACAGCCAAUAAGACCACCGCCACCAGCAGAGGCCAGGGAGUUUGGGGAAGCAAUUGCAAAGUAUAAUUUUAAUGCAGACACUAAUGUGGAACUGUCACUAAAAAAGGGUGAAAGAGUCAUCCUUGUCAGACGGGUUGAUCAGAACUGGUAUGAAGGAAGGAUCCCUGGAACAAACCGACAAGGUAUCUUCCCGAUUACUUACGUGGAUGUACUCAAAAAAGUUCCAGCUAAGAAUACUACAGAAUACCCCAGUCAUUCUCUGCCUCUGAGCUUUCCCAGUGAUAAGACCCAACUCUUGGGAUCUACAAAGUUGUCUUCUUAUCAAAGGCUCAAUACAACAUCCCCUGUUUCUGGACAUCAUCGCUCACCUUGUUUAAGCAGAUCUCCAGUGCAGGCUGUUACCAAUGAACGGAUAUCAUCGACUGUUGGGCUCUCUUCUCUCAGCUCCCCAGCCCCUAUGCAACUUCAUUUUGCUAAUAACCUUUUAGAUUUAAAUGCUCCUACUUUGGCAGUUACCUCCUCCAAUCAUGACAUAAUCCUGCCUACAAACUCUACUUCCUGUGAAAAAUUGAGUCAUUUCUUUCCAGUCACUUCAUCAAAGAACCUUCCCAGUUCAUCUGAAGGUCUGCGUUCUCCUUUGUGCCCAACCUUGUCUAAUGCUGUCCACCAGUCACCCAUUUCUUUGUUUCACAUUCUACCACAUCGAUAUGACAGCAAUAAAAUGCAGGUAAUGGACAGAUGUCAGGAGGCCUCUGAGAAAUCUGAAGCUACUUUCUCAAUCAGUGCCAAGAAAAUGGAUAACAUGGAGGUUUCUUUGGUCACAAUGGAACCAGUGGAAAGCUGUACUCCAAAGACUUCUGCACAAAAUAGUGAUGAACAGCAGAAGGUGCUCCAUGGGGAAUUGCAGUCAAUCAACCAAGAACACAAGUCAAAGUAUGAAGGAAUUAAACAAAUGCGUUCUCAUGGACAUGAUUCCGAUGUAUCCAAGGACCUACUAGAACUCUUCAUAAAGGAAGAUCCUAGUGAGGUCUACGUGACAUUUGAGGCACAUAAACUGAAACCUGCUAAGUCUGAUGAAAUGCAGAAGGCAGAAGUUAUUGAUACUGAGACUGUAACAUCUGGAUCUGAACAAACUGUUGCUUCUCCUCCCUCACAUAUGCCUGCAGCAUUUUCAUCCCCACUGCCAGCGAGCUCCCUCUCUGUAGUUUCACCUCCACAACUCCCUCAGAGACCCACAUUCUUCACCACAUCAUCUUCCAGCCAGAGAACUAGGUCUCCAAACUUAAAGACGGGAUUGAGGACUGAUGGAGCUAUAGUCGGUAAGCCUCCUCGCAGCCCAGUGAUGUCUAAGCGAUCCUGUGAAUCAUCUGUCAGGAGUAGCUUUUCAUCGUCUCGUAGGCCUCAACAGCCACCCCUUUCUCAUGCAGAUUCACAGAUUGGAGAACCAUACCAAGCAAUGUACAGCUACAACCCACGAAAUGAAGAUGAACUGGAGCUUAAGGAAGGAGAUAUUGUUGAUGUAAUGGAGAAGUGUGACGAUGGAUGGUUUGUUGGAACUUCUCGGCGAUCCAUGUUCUUUGGUACCUUUCCAGGAAACUAUGUGAAGCGACUAUAAAAUUUCACACCCAUUUGCAUUCACUUGCUUUGAGUUUAGCACAGUAACUUCUGCAGGUUUCAUUAAAGGAAGUUUCGAUCUGUAGACACUCAAAGAUAACCUUCGUGGCAGGUGUGUGAUUGACUACAGCUAACCUCAGGCUUUGCACCAAUUGGCACUAUCUUCUGCCAAGUAACAAGGACAUUAUUAAAAAGAAUUCUGACUGUGUUGCCUGGAGGCCACCCUGCAUUCCCUUUAGGAUGUCUCGAGAGCAAUUGUUUUUAAUUAUUAUAACAGUGCACUUACUUUUCCCCAAUGUAUGCAAAUAUAGUGAAUGCUUAUUUAUUCUUCUUGGAACAGGAGCACACAGUGGUCGAUCACUAACAUUUACUACUGAUGAUUUUGUCACAGAGUAGAAUAAAUUCAUAAUACGUUCAGCAUGUCUUUGACCAGUAACUCUUACAGGUAUGAUGAUUUGUCACUUCAAAAUCAGUGGUGAAGAUAUGUAUUUUACUCUUUCCCCACUGGAUCACAAUUUGUUUUGCUGCUAUAUGAUAGAACCCAUAGCACCAUGUAUUGUGUAGAUUGUUUGGAAAUCUAUGUGUUUCUUUUCAUUUCCACACAGGUUCUGUUUUCAAAUGGUGACUUAGGAUAUAGUACAAAUAGGGUCUGCAAAAUAGAAUAUUGAGAUGGUUCAGUAGUUUAAGGCAAGUCAUAUUCAAGCCUCUAAGCUUGAGUUUGUGAUAUUUAACAUUGUGGAAUGGAAACCUUUGAUUUGUAUAUGACUGCAGGUUGGUAGUUGAAGGUGGCUUAAAGAUACAGAGGUGCGAGUCAAGGUGUUUUGUCAGUAUAUAUUCCAAUCAUCUUUGAGAGGUCUUCAAAUAGAACAAAUGCACAGAUUUAAAUUCAAUUCUUUGAAACCUAUAUAAUAUUAUUCAUAGUUGCAUUCAACCAAAUUCAUUUAUUGAUAGAAAUCAUCUCUUCCUUGCUUUCCUAUUUUUUUUCAAAGUUCCUAGAAGCAUUUCCAAUGUUUUAGUAAUAGUGCAACCUCCUGAUAAAUAUGCCAGUUCUGGAUUAAAGAUUUAGAAUGUUAAUCUGAGCUGCUCUGUUUGACUAAAUUGAAAAGGUUUUUAAUGAAGAAUUUGAGCAUUGUGUUCCCUAAAGUAAAAUGGCACACCAAUUGUCAUGUUGGGCAAGGACACACACAAGAUGAAGGAAUUUUUAGCGCUGCAGCACCUUAGUUCAAAAUAAGUGUGAGAGUUUUAAUUUCUUUCAUAAAUGCUUGAGUGUACUACAGAGGGUGUAGUCUUUAGCAUUUUGUGUAUAUGUGUACAUACAAGUCUGCUUUAUCUUGUACAGAUGUUUUAGUUGUUGAGUUUUAAAACAAAACAACAAAAUCACUACUUUUCAGAAACUUUUAUAAGUCUCUGCCUUUUCUCUUGCCCCUUUUUACUAACAGUCUCUCCCAUGCCAAUUGCAAGCACAUUUAGAUGGUGCAAGUGUGUACGAUAGUAUUUUGCAUAAUUUUGCAAACUGUAUUUCAAACAUAGUGUUACCAGCAAAAAAAAACUAACUGUGUAUAUAUAUAACUUUGUAGAGAUUAAUGGGGGAUGAAAACAAAUGUUUGGAUUGAUUUAACAAAACUGUUUUAUUACACCAAAAUUGAAGGCAGAAGAGCUGUAAUUCUGAGGCUUCAAAUUUUAAACCUGGUCAACCGCUUACAGCAUUGCUGUGAAAUCAAUAUCUUUACUCUUUUAUGAUGAAAAUGACUAUAUUCGUUGCCUGUAUAACAAAACACUUUCUAUUCUCUGUAACUGAUUUUAGAAGAGUUCUUUCAUAAGUGAACAUCAAUUGAUUCAUUUUGAUGCAGUGCUAUUCUUUACGGAGGAAGUAAUUUACCUUUUUGUGCUUUUUGUGAAUUACAAUUCCAAAUAAAUUUUUGCCUGAA
This is a messenger RNA of Hypanus sabinus (Atlantic stingray), 7320 nucleotides long. Its product is annotated as sorbin and SH3 domain-containing protein 2-like. The record is from RefSeq and is a predicted model, not a curated record. The coding region runs from base 567 to 5393 and encodes 1608 amino acids. Gene Ontology annotation, cellular component: plasma membrane. Lineage: Eukaryota; Metazoa; Chordata; Chondrichthyes; Myliobatiformes; Dasyatidae. Gene Ontology annotation, molecular function: protein binding. The transcript is spliced from 27 exons.